ACAUCCGCUGAGAACCGCUAUCUGUCAGAGAAAAACAUCCCGAGCAGGAAUCCGCUACACGGACACAGCCUGAUUCUUCCGCUGCUUCAGAAACGCUUGCUGUCGGUGUCUGGAGCUUCUCUGGAGACUCAAAGAGAACAUGCCCGGGGAGAGUUAACCGUACCCGGACUGCUGCUGCCUCCUCAGCCGGCUGAAGGACGGAGCAGGACGGGCAGACGCAGAUGGAGAGGCCGAGCAGGCUGGUACUGCUGUCCGAGCUCCGCGUCAGAAACACGACGUACGAUGUGAGCCUGAGCCGGUCCCAGCUCACCUGGAAGAGACGCGUCUCCAGCCCGGUGUACCACCCGUUCAGACCCAGGUUUUGUGUUCCUUCAUUCCCUCGUCGACCAGACUCAGGUGUGUGUCACAGUGUGUCAGUAUCAGAGAUCAUCUCUGUCAGAGAGGAAGAGGAGGAAAAUGGCAGCAGAAGAAGAGAGGAUGGCAGCUGGAAAAAGAUCAAAGAGAGGGAAGAAAAGGACUGCAGGCAGGCCUUCACAGUGCUGUAUGUGGAGCGGUGUCGGCAGCAUCGUUGGCGGUGUGCUGAGGUCACCUUCACAUGUUCAGACGGGCCGCUGUGUCAACACUGGAUCAGCAGCAUCAGAGAACAGCUCGCCACUAUCACCAGCAGACCCAAACACCUGCUGGUCUACAUCAACCCAUAUGGCGGGAAGCGCCAGGGCAAACGCAUCUACGAGCAGAAGGUCGCCCCGCUGUUCGCCCAGGCUGGCGUCUCCACACAUGUCAUUGUGACGGAGUAUGCCAAUCACGCAAGGGACCACCUAAAGACGGAGGCAGAGCUGGAGAAGUUUGAUGGUGUGGUCUGUGUCGGAGGAGACGGCAUGUUCAGUGAAAUCAUCCACGGGCUGAUCUGGAGGACACAGAUCGACAACGGUGUAGAUCCAAACUGUCCAGAUGAAACAUUGUCUGGCUGCUCGCUUCGCAUCGGGAUCAUCCCUGCAGGUUCCACAGACUGUAUCUGCUUUGCCACUGUGGGCACCAAUGACCCCGUGACCUCUGCACUGCACAUCAUAGUGGGAGACUCUCAGCCAAUGGACGUGUGCUCGGUUCAUCACAACAACACGUUCCUGCGAUACUCUGUCUCCCUGUUGGGAUAUGGUUUCUAUGGCGAUGUGCUAACUGACAGCGAAAGGAAGCGAUGGAUGGGACCAGCCAGAUACGACUUGUCAGGUCUGAAAAUGUUCCUGACUCAUCAUUACUAUGAAGGAACAGUGUCCUACCUGCCAGCUAGAGGCAUCAUAGGAACGCCACGAGAUGCUGCCAGGUGUCGAUCUGGCUGUGUGGUUUGUCAGCACAAUGGACAGCUACAUUCAGAGAGAGCUGAGAGCUACGAGAUGGAUGACAUGUCAAACUGUGAGAGUGAUGGCGAGUGGAGAACGAUCCGAGGGAAGUUUCUAGCAAUUAACGCUGCCAGUAUGAGCUGUGCUUGUCCUCGCAGCCCUAAGGGCCUCUCACCUGCUGCCCACCUUGCCGAUGGCACCACUGACCUCAUCCUGGUCCGAAAAUGUUCCCGCUUUGACUUUCUCAGACACCUCCUCCGACACACCAGCAAAGAUGACCAAUUUGACCUGACUUUUGUUGAGGUCCACCGGGUGCGGCGUUUCCGCUUCAUGCCACGUCACUGCCAGAGUGACUCAGAGCUGGAGCUGGAUCUGCAAGAGAAUAGCAAACACCAGAUCUUCAGCCAGAUCUGCCGAGACCACCCAGCUUGUGGCUGUGCACCUGCCUACAGCAGCUGGAACUGCGAUGGCGAGAUCCUGACCCACACGGCCAUUGAUGUCAGAGUGCAUUGCCAGUUGAUCAACCUGUUCGCACGAGGAAUCGAAGAGCCGCCAGUGUUCGAGGAUCUCACCAACCCAUGUGCAAUAUGAACCCCCCCCCCAUUAUUCUCUGCCCGACACUGGAGCUGUCUCUCUGUUGAUGCUCAUCGCAUUUUUCAUUUGGAGACAUUAUAAGAUUUGCUGACUCAGCGAUUAGUCAUGCUGUAACUCAACAGAUGUCAGGAGUACAAACGGAAGCAAAAGUUUACUCCCUGGGUCAAAGCGAUUUCCUGAUCUGCUUUUCUUAAAAUGUCCUGAACGGCUUUACAUGUAUUCCCUGGAAAAUAGGAAACUGCUGGAAAUCAGGAAAUUGUAGACCCAAAGAGUGAAGCUUGACCCUCAGAUUUUGGAUUUGUUUUAGGUGUGUCUAUUGGUGUUUGUUUGGGAUGGUUGCUGGGUGUCUGGUAUCUGCUUUGUUUAAUACUCAACUCCAGAGGGCUGUACUACGAUGCAAGUUUGACAUAGUCGGGCUUUCUGUGUGUAAGUCAGCUUGACGAAAACUAAAGCCUCAAGUCAGAAUUAACAAGUAUCAUGAAGGUGGUUAUCAACUUUUUUUUGUUAAUUCAGGCUUUCUGCUUCAGACUUGUGCAUAUUCACACAUUUAACACAUCAUUUGACUCUUCUUCCUCACAAAAUAAAAUGAUUGUGAGGAGUUGCUUCAGUCAACGUGUUGUUUUAAUGGAGAACAAUGUGGAAUAUAAAAAUGUAUGACGGUAAAAAGCUGCUGCAGCAAAUGAUGCAAAACGGGAAUGCUGGUAGAAAACUGCUAAACGUGCUUUAAUGUAUUUAUUUUAACGAUCACUGCAGCUGAUUAUUUCUGACUGACAACUGCACAAUGCAACCAUUAAACUUUAAACUUCAUUUAAUGAAACAUGAUAUUGUAUUGAAGUGCAUUUCGGUCUGACACUGUUCCAUAAUGCAGGAUAUCAGUUUAAUUUGUGACCGAAUCAAAGUGAAAUUAAUGUUGCUGAUUUAAUUUUCUCUGUAGUAAAUACCAGUAGAAUAAUCAGUUUUCUAACCUGUAUUUAACCCUUUAAUGCAUAACCUGGGUCAAAAGUGACCCAAAUCCAAUGGAAAAUGGGUAUCUCCUGAUGUGGUCUACGCAUCAAAGGGUUAAUGUGCUGCAGUAUCAGCGGUGAAACAGACUUGACAGCAAAUCAGGACCAAACUUAACAUGUUUAUACAGUGUCUGCAUCGCCAACUAAAUACAUGUAAAUUCCCAUGACAACGCAAUGCAUACAGUGCGUGAUACUGAAACUAAAUGGUUUCAUUCAGUGGUUGUAGUAUUACACAACUCAAGGUGUUUGCAUAUAAACCGUUUUCCCUCAGCUAAGAAUCUGUACCGUUCAUAAAGAAUCAUCAGGAAAUGCUUCGGUUAAAGGGAGGCGCUUGUUACAGCCGAUUUAAAUCUGAAACUCUGAACAAAACCUACUCCGGACCGGGUUAGCUCCACAGCUUCAGUUACUGUGGAGAUCUAUCCCGGUAAAAACAGAGCCACCUUCAUGAUACUAAAAACUCUGACAUUCGGCUCAACAUACCUGCUAACCCAUUAAUCUCGCUUCAUAGUACAGCCCCCAGGUCUGAAACUGAGACAAGCUCCAUUUGUCAGUAUUUCAUAUACCAAAGGUCAAAGCAACAUGGACUUUUGCAUGUCUGUGUUGCUCAAAAAAUGGUCACUGCCUAUAGAAUGGCCUGCAGAUUACAAAUCCAGUUUUAAUCUGAUGUCCAAUGCUUCUCGUAACUCAUUUGUUUCUGGCCACACAGAAACUGUCAAAGGUCAUUUUGAUUUCUCUCAGUCCGUCCUCUUGCUAUUCAGACUUGCUAGGUUCUAACCUGUCUCAUUUUGGUGAGUGUUUGACCUCAGCUUGUCAUGACUAAUUUGUCUUUUUGUGGAUGUGUGGUGACAGGGAUGCGUCUCAGCCAGACUGAUUUAUCUUAGCUCUGUUGGUGUUUAGACAGGAGGGGAGAGAUGCACAUCCUAAUUGUUUAUAGCAGAAGUCUCUGUCCGAUCACUCAGUUUCAUAUGUGUCUGGACUUCUCCAAGUCAUUCGGGGGAAUUGAGUCACACCUGACAUCAUCAGUCUGGUCUCAGUGCAUUGACAUGGACUUGUAGUGACUCUGACUCAUAGUCUCUUAGGGUCCUGCUAUUGCACUCGUUUCAGUCUUGUGGUCGGAGUUCUCUUGAUGUAAAUUUAUUUGUGUUUUGGCAGCCAGCCUCACCUGUUACUGUCUUUUGUCUUUAACAAUGCCAGAUCUUAUCAAGUUGUCUGUAGAGCCUGCUGUCGGUACUACAUAGUAUUUUUCCACCUUCUUUACUACAUGGAGAAGUUUUCUCAAAUAUUUAGUCUUAGUUUUGUGAUUGUUUUGGAUUUGGAUUUUUCCUGGUCUUACAGAGGACUUAUCUGGUUCUUGGCCGUUGGUUUCUCUACCUGUAACUGGACCCUUAUUUGAAAACAAAACGGAAACUGCUUUGGCUUGGACUGGUCUUGAACUAGAUUGUGGAUUAAUGGCGAGUUUCAGUCAUGAGUGUGAUUUCUUUUUUUUUUCUGUUGUGUCACUCUCUGCCUCAUGAAUACGUUGGUUUGGAUUCAGCUUGGACUCAACUUAAGCUGUCAGCCCUGCAAGUUAGAAUAGACAGAGCUUUUGUAUUUAUUCAGCAUUUUAGUGGAUUAGAAAUUCUUACACAAAUGUUUGCUUAUUUGCACUUUUUGUAUAGUUUAAAUAAUAUCCUUGAUUUGGAAUUAUCUGUUACAAGUUUAAGCGAUGCCAGACACCUGCCAGUCAUUCCGGGGAUCAUGUGGUCAUUAGGGGUCAGAGGUGAUUUACAUUCAUAAAAGUAGAAAGCAAAUCCCUUGUAGGUGGUCAGUACCUGUGAUGCUGACAGGUUUGUUUUCCACUGCUGACCUUUUCUCUAACAAACACCAUCCUUGUUCUUUGGCUUGCAAAGGUUUCUGCUCCUCAGACAGGUUCUGCCACAUUACGGUCAUUUCUCAGGAAGACCUGAGCCAACUCAUAGCUUCCCAAGCUGUAUGCUUACCCAUUUGAAUUCACUGAAAUUCAGGAAAAAAGACAAAUGUCAAAUUUUAAUUUUAAUUAAGAAGAUUUUGUGACAGUCAGGCUGGUCAUGGCACACACAAUGUUUUUAAUCUUCUAUUUUUGCUCAAUAUGCAAAAGAACUUAGUCUGAGCAAAGCUAUAACACAACUGAAAACAUCAAGAAUUACUGCUUUAACACAGAGAUUGUUCUGUCUUCAAAAUGAGCUGUAGCUGUGUCUUCAAUUUACUCUCAGUAUCACAUGACAUUCUCAUCUGUCAGGGUUAAUUUUGUCCAAUAAAACCUUAGAGUAGUCAUCUGAACCUUUCAAAGUUCAAUUAAGUUUUUCCGGCAACACAAAUCUAUUUUUGUAAACAAAUGCCUUCUUAAUUUAUUUUAUUCCAUCUUUCAAAGCUGUUGUAAGAUACACUUCUUGGCCAAAAGUAUGUGGACAGCUGGGCAAGGCAGCCAUAUUUGAUCGGUGAACCGCUUAUUCCACAAAACAGCCUUCCAUGGAUGCAAUGAUUUGCUCCCACUAAGCCAAACAGACAUGAUAUUGGGGGAUAAGGUCAAGCUCUCUGUUGGUGUUCAUGUUCUUCCCGAAGAUGUAGGGCUUUGUGCAGACCGGUCAAGUUCUUCCCCACUAAACUGAGAAAACCAUUUUAUAUGCAUCUUACUUUAUGCACAGAGAGCUGUUGAAAAUGGAAAGAGACAAAAAUGAUGACAAACAGUUCAAACUGUCUUAACAGUUACACCUGUAUUUAUUAGCCCACCAAAGAACGUGGCGGAGUUCUGUGACGAUUAGCUUUAGUGUGUCUGACUGUCUGUUCGCAACAUUACUCCAAAAUAGACUAACGGAUUUGGAUGAAAUUUUCAGAGAAGGUCAGAAAUGACACAAGGACCAAUUGAGUAGAUUUUGGCAGUGAUGUGGCUUUUAGUCUGCAUCAUCAGAUUUGUUAAAGAUUUCUGUAUCAUUGCGAGAUAACAGCACAGCGUCACUGUAACUAUGACAACAAGUGAACACUACGUCAGCUGCCUGCUGCUGAUCACAUGAUUGCAAUUCUACUACAAAUCGGCCGCUGCGAACUUACCGAGACUUAUUAGUCGGCAAUGAUACAACGACUGAGCAGCCUUGGCAGAGUACUGCACUCUCUGAGUUCUUGUUUAUACAUGCUCUACCAUCAGCAGUGCUGACCUUAAUUUUCCAGAUAGAUGGAACUUUCCUGUAGAAAUUCCAUUCUAUAAGAGCAAAUAUGUCAGCUGAAAAAGACUCCUGAACAGUUUGGAUCACAGAUUGUACCCAACAGAUGUCUCAUAUCAUCUCAACAGAUGUCCUGUACUAAAAAGUGUUGGUUACAUUUGAAUUAUUCGAACAGUUUGAACGAUUACAACACCAUUUGUUAUACAUGCUAACAGAGUGGCUGAAGUUACAUAAUUGACGGUAAAAUUGGGCCUCAAAAACAAUUAAAGAACACAAUCGGAUCUAUAUUCCUCAACCAAUAUACAUGUGCAACCCUCUGCAGCAUUUUUUACGGGGAUCACUGAAAAUAAGAAUGUAAAUGUCCGUCUACAAACUUUUGGCUGGCCGUGUAUUAACAGACACUUUAUUUUCUCAGCUUCGUCAAACAAAAAACAUAGAAAAAACAAAACAAGUGAAUUCAUCUCACUGUGAGUGAUGUCAUUUUGUGAAUUUGCAUUGUGUUAAAGGAAGCGUCUCUGUAAAGUCCAGUGUUGAUAUUCAACCAUCUGCUCACACAGACACAGUUUUUUCAUUGUUGAAAACCUUCAUGGUGGACUGCUCUGAGCAUGUUGUAGCCUGACGUUAACAGUCUCUGUAGCUGCUGCUCAUUGUGCUCAAGAGGUUCAUUUUUGCCGAGAAUUUAAUCUACAUGUAGCAACAUCAUGUGUAAUAUGAUUUUUUGCCCCAAGGACUUUCCACACAUAUCUGUUGAUAAUAUAAAAUGCUCAGCUCUCAGUCCUUCUCUGCAGAGUCGUUUCUUUGAAUGGAGAUUAAUUCAAACUUGGACAGUAGGUUGAGCAUCAACACUGGACUGUCAGACUGUACUGGAUGCUGUUUUUUUGUCCGUUGUUUGUUUGUUGAUCAGCAGUCCUGUUUCCUUUCUGCAGACAUCGAGCUGGACUCACACUGACAGAUAAGGGAACCAGUAGCAGCUCACGGUGUUCCAAAACACCAGUCAAUCAGCUUUCAGCUUUAUCCUGAUCUUGACCUGACCAAAUACUAGCUGGGGUUUUCUAAUGUAGCUGAUACUGUGAUGGUUGUAGCUAAGUCAAGAAGUCUUCACGGGUUUCAAAUGUUUAACCAAAUACAAAGCAGAUCGAAAUUUACUCAAGGAUCAUUGGUAAUCCAAAAUCCUUAUUACGGUGACUAUAAUGUGACCCGGGCCCACCAAAGGCCACAAGUUGAGCCUAUGGUGAUUGGGACCAGGUGGAUCUGUGAAGAGCUAUAGCUGAGCCUCACGUUGUCUCUUGUUGAUUCAUGUUCUGAAGCUGUAUUCAUGUACAAUCAGAAUCUGCUGUAAACCCCCAAACAACAAACCAAAUGUGCACACAGAGGUCGACUGAUGAAAGAUAACUGAAGUGGAUUUUUAAUUAGGAGAGGCUAACAAAUCUUCAUUUCCAUUCAGUGGACGCUAAUUUUCAAUGAAAUCUGUUUGUGCUUUAGCACUAUCAAAGAUUUAGCGGCUGGUCAACUCAGAGACAUAUAAAUUUGCAUGCUUUUGUGAAAUAGUCAGUGCUCAUCUAAUAUUGGAAAUGCAGAGCUACUAUAACUGGUGCGCUCACCGCUAAAAUGCUAAGUAGGCCAGAAAAUGCCGGCCAUAGCUCACCAGCAAGCUCAGUUGCUGACUAGCGGUAUAGCUAAGCUAUCCAGUCACACUAGCUAGCUGCCAACUUUGCGACUAGAUAACGCUGCAGUCACACAGGCACAAUAGGAGCCUGUCUUACCAUUAGUGUUGUUAAUCAAAUCUUGAUAAGGAAGUGACCACGCUAUCUGGCAAGCUAACAGCAGAUGUAGCUAGGAAGCUAUCAUUACACAAAGACAACAGCUUGUUUCUAAUUUACUUGUACAGUGCUUUUUGUUCCCUUCUAUUACUGGCAUUUUGGUGCCUUUAGACAGCUUUCAACUGCAGGAACUCAGGCCAGAUGUGAGAUUGCGCAAACAUUUAUAGAAACCAUCCCCUAAACUAGCCUUUCAACCACACACAGAGGUUUGAGCCACCCUGAAAUGUCCCGCCCAUCCUACCAGUGCAAAUGGCUUAUUGUCAUGUUAGCAUAAAAACUGAAUUCAUCUCCAAAAAUAUAUAUUUAUACUACAGACUCCUGCACCACAAGCAUCUCCAUAUCAUGUCUCUCUUAUGAAGAUGUGCACCCUUCAACAUAGGAGAUUAUAAACUGGAAGGUGACUGCUAAUAAUCUAAGGAUGUCAGGGUGGCUCGUUGUUGGAUACAUUGGCCAGUAAAAGGUCAUCAGAGUUGAAUUAGGCAUGACAAUUGUCACAGUUCUCAUUUAUCGAUGACAUUUCUGCGUUUUUAACCCUAUGCCACCAGACCGUAUUUACAAGCAGCCAACUGGUUUGUGUCUGGCAGACUUAGUUGAUUCUGAGUCACAAAUAUCAAGAAUUAAUAUGGUACUAUAUUGUCGCCCGCUUGAUGAAAAGAACUACAUGUGUAUCCAAAAACUAGUGGCGUUCUACUGAUCUGCAUUCUAGCAGUUAGCAAGCUAGCUACAGUUACAGUUAACAAAGGGAACUUGGUGUCAUGAACUGCAGACGGACAUCUGACUGUGAACCAGCUCACAUCCAAUUUUUUGACUUUAUACUCUUAACAGAACAAGGUAUAAGUAAAUGAUGACACACAGCUAAUGAAGUAGCUUCCUCAAAUUUGAACUUUGCGGCUCUUCCUUCCCCCAAAGGUCAACACUGAUAUUAUGGUUUGAAUAUGAUCAUGCUGUCAAAAAAUGUCUUUGAUACAGAUGCUGGCAUGACAAGGACCUGCGAAAGAAUGAAAUGUGUAAAACCCUAGAUUAUAGAAGUACAGAUACAACCAAAUCAUCUCUAGUGUUGUGUAGAAUAUGUAAAAUGAACUGCUAGUAAUCAUUAUUUUUAGCACUGCUUAAUCAGUAAUCACUGAUUUAUUUUUCUGGUUAAUCGAAUAGUAUCUUGGUUUUAUAUUUACAUAUAUAUUUAAAAACUAAAUGUCCCUCUUUCAUUCUCAAAACUUUUCAAGUUCAGAGUGAUUCUUCUUUCUUCAAUUUUUACUGAAGAAACAAUGUUAUCACUUUGUGAUGUUAAAGCCUCUCAUGCAUAUGGGAAAUAUUUAAAUUUUCAACACUUUACUGUAAUCUGACUAACAACUAGUUGGAUCUAGAGAAUCAGUCGACCUCUCGCUGUAAUCUGAGCUGUACCUAUCACCUUCUGCUGUAGCUGUUGCAUUAUUAGGAAUAAAAACAUUUCCAACACUU
Molecule: messenger RNA, 9389 nt
Organism: Amphiprion ocellaris (clown anemonefish)
Lineage: Eukaryota; Metazoa; Chordata; Actinopteri; Pomacentridae
Product: ceramide kinase-like
Exons: 14
Coding region: 222-1928 (568 amino acids)
Molecular function (GO): kinase activity
Source: RefSeq, a predicted model, not a curated record